Molecule: messenger RNA, 774 nt
Organism: Enterobius vermicularis (human pinworm)
Lineage: Eukaryota; Metazoa; Nematoda; Chromadorea; Rhabditida; Oxyuridae
Source: the annotation of a GenBank genome assembly
AUGAGCGUCCAAUUUGGUAAUGAUUCAGAUCACGUCACACGAUGGGACGGGGUACCUUUAACGUCCCAAUCAGCCUUAUUAGACGCCGAAGAAGGCGGAACAAUAGCUAGCGAAGGAAUUAAUGUUGGCGAAGGAGCAGAAGAAGCCAAAACUUGUACUCAGAGAUUAAUUAAAUAUGUUAAAAUCUUGAUACCUCAUGUGAUAUUAGUGGCAGUUUUGAUUGGAUAUUUAUGUUUGGGUGCAUGGAUUUUAAUGAUAUUAGAAACAAAUACCGAAUUAACAAAACGUUCAAGAAAAUUAGUAAAUUUAACAAAUCUUAUGACUUCGCAAAGCGAAAAAAGUUGGAUUCUUAUUGAAUCUGUGAUUGAACGUGUUCGGCAGACGACAACAGCGGAGAUCACUUUUAAACAAUGGAAUGAAACAUUUUGGGAAUAUAUGCUAUCUGUAGCAACGGCUGUCGACGAAUAUAGUAAAGGUGCUGGAAAAUCUAUUCGUGCAGAAAUGGUACGACCAAACGACCUAUCGAAUAUGCAUAAUAAAUGGACAUUCCCAACUGCGUUACUUUAUGUUUUAACUGUGCUCACCACCUGCGGUUACGGUGAAGUAUCUGUUGAUACAGACUUUGGUAAAGUAUUCUCAGUAUGUUUUGCACUUGUUGGUAUUCCACUGAUGUUUAUUACUGCAGCUGAUAUUGGCAAAUUUUUAUCUGAUACAUUGUUACGUUUUGUAUCCAACUGGCGACGGAUGGUGCGAAAAAUUAAGGUAUUCUAUUAA